This is a messenger RNA of Fraxinus pennsylvanica, 1494 nucleotides long. The record is from the annotation of a GenBank genome assembly. Lineage: Eukaryota; Viridiplantae; Streptophyta; Magnoliopsida; Lamiales; Oleaceae.
AUGAGAGCGCUGCUAUUGUCGAAGUAUACUGAAGAAAUUGUUUCAGGGGCAUCUGUAGUUUCAGAUUUUGGUAGUUUUGCUGAGAGUUUUUCUACGACGGGAAAGGAGUAUAGAGAUGACGAUGAUGGAGAAUUGGAAGAAUUAAUGGCAAAGCCGCAAAAGAAUUGGAUUUGUUUUGUGAUGGAGGUGGAGAGUGGGGAAGAAAUACUGUGUUUAGCUUCUGCCUCUUCAAAUUCUCCUAUUACUGAAUUCAACCUCUAUGAACUUCUUGGAAUUGACAGUUCUUCCGAUCAAACCCAGAUAAAAUUAGCAUAUAGGAAUCUGCAGAAGCGGUGCCACCCCGAUAUAGCAGGGCCGGCGGGCCACGACAUGGCUAUUAUACUGAAUGAAACUUAUGCUCUUCUCUCUGACCCCAAUUCUCGUAUGGCAUAUGAUAAGGAGCAAGCAAAAGUUGCAGAUUUACAAGGCUACACAGGCAAUCCUAUAUAUUCUGUGUGGUUUGGUUCAGAAAGUGAAAAGAGGGCUGUUUUUGUUGAUGAAGUUAAGUGUAUUGGUUGCUUAAAAUGUGCCUUAUGCGCUGAGAAAACAUUUGCUGUUGAAUCAGUAUAUGGUAGAGCCAGGGUUGUUUCUCAAUGGGCUGAUCCCGAAUACAAAAUUCAAGAGGCUAUUGACGUAUGUCCAGUCAAUUGCAUCUCGAUUGUGGAGAGGUCCAUGUUGGCGGCCCUUGAAUUUUUAAUGUCUAAACAGCCACGUGGCAAGGUCAGAAUUGGCACAGGCAAUACAGUGGGUGUACGUAGCUCGGAUAUUUUUGAUGAGGUGGAGAAGUUCCUGACCAGAUAUGCCAGGCACAGAUCUUCCACAAAUUAUUCUGAGGAAUCAGAGGCUCAUACAGCAGCAAGAGUCUCAGCUGUUCAAGCGAUUCAAAUGAUAUCAAACUGGUUGUACUGGCAAUCUCCUGGAAUGGGAACCGAACAUACAGAUGACCACUUUUUGGUACCACUUACACAAAAACAUGCAGAUCCUAGUCUUAAGAGGCUGAGAGAUGCUGCUGCAGCUAGACGCCAAGCAAGAAAUUUUACGAAACCAACCAAAGGAGUAUUCGCAAGCAACACAUCCUAUGACGAGUAUUGGAUUCCAUCAAAGCUCGUUCUACCAGAGGUAACUAAUCUAGAUUCUGACUCUAGAAUCGCCACCUCUUACUCUUUUCCAACUACAGAAACGAAGGAACCAAGUGCUAGUAAAUUCCCUAGCCCGAAGGAGGAUCCAGACACCCCUUUACUUAAUGGAUUGCCGGUGGGGACAGCUUUAAUGGCUGCAUUCUUUGUUCGGUUACGGAUGGGAGAACAAGUAGGCAAUAUAAAAGAGCAUAUUGGUGGUUCUCUUGUUCUGGAUGUUGUUAAUAGCUCAUGGCUACAGGUGCUUUUAGCAGGUGUUACUUGGUAUCUUAUUGGAAUGGCUUUAAUGGAAUUAGUCGAAGCCAUUCGACGUAAAUAG